This is a messenger RNA of Penicillium maclennaniae, 1368 nucleotides long. RefSeq names its product translation elongation factor EF-1 alpha. Lineage: Eukaryota; Fungi; Ascomycota; Eurotiomycetes; Eurotiales; Aspergillaceae. Gene Ontology annotation, molecular function: GTPase activity; GTP binding; translation elongation factor activity. The record is from RefSeq and is a predicted model, not a curated record. The coding region runs from base 1 to 1368 and encodes 455 amino acids. The transcript is spliced from 4 exons. Gene Ontology annotation, biological process: translation; translational elongation.
AUGGGUAAGGAGGAGCGUUCUCACAUCAACAUCGUCGUUAUCGGCCACGUCGAUUCCGGCAAGUCCACCACCACUGGUCACUUGAUCUACAAGUGCGGUGGUAUCGACUCUCGUACCAUCGAGAAGUUCGAGAAGGAGGCUGCUGAGCUCGGAAAGGGUUCCUUCAAGUACGCCUGGGUUCUUGACAAACUCAAGGCUGAGCGUGAGCGUGGUAUCACCAUCGAUAUCGCUCUCUGGAAGUUCCAGACCGCCAAGUAUGAGGUCACCGUCAUUGAUGCCCCCGGUCACCGUGACUUCAUCAAGAACAUGAUCACUGGUACCUCCCAGGCCGAUUGCGCUAUUCUCAUCAUCGCCUCCGGCACUGGUGAGUUCGAGGCUGGUAUCUCCAAGGAUGGCCAGACCCGUGAGCACGCUCUGCUUGCCUUCACCCUCGGUGUCCGCCAGCUCAUUGUUGCCCUCAACAAGAUGGACACCUGCAAGUGGUCCCAGGACCGCUACAACGAGAUUGUCAAGGAGACCUCCAACUUCAUCAAGAAGGUCGGCUACAACCCCAAGUCCGUUCCCUUCGUCCCCAUCUCCGGCUUCAACGGCGACAACAUGCUCGAGGUUUCCGAGAACUGCCCCUGGUACAAGGGUUGGGAGAAGGAGACCAAGGCUGGCAAGGCCACCGGAAAGACCCUUCUCGAGGCCAUUGACGCCAUUGAGACCCCCGUCCGUCCCUCCAACAAGCCCCUCCGUCUUCCCCUCCAGGAUGUCUACAAGAUCUCCGGUAUUGGCACUGUGCCCGUCGGCCGUGUCGAGACUGGUGUUAUCUCCCCCGGCAUGGUUGUUACCUUCGCUCCCGCCAACGUCACCACUGAGGUGAAGUCCGUCGAGAUGCACCACCAGCAGCUCAAGGAGGGUCUCCCCGGUGACAACGUCGGCUUCAACGUCAAGAACGUCUCCGUCAAGGAGGUUCGCCGUGGUAACGUUGCCGGUGACUCCAAGAACGACCCCCCUGCCGCCGCUGCUUCCUUCAACGCCCAGGUUAUCGUUCUCAACCACCCCGGUCAGGUCGGUGCUGGUUACGCUCCCGUUCUCGACUGCCACACUGCCCACAUUGCUUGCAAGUUCGCUGAGCUUCUUGAGAAGAUCGACCGCCGUACUGGUAAGUCCGUUGAGGACUCUCCCAAGUUCAUCAAGUCCGGUGAUGCCGCCAUCGUCAAGAUGAUUCCCUCCAAGCCCAUGUGUGUUGAGGCUUUCACCGACUACCCCCUCUCGGUCGUUUCGCCGUCCACCGUUGCCGUCGGUGUCAUCAAGUCCGUUGACAAGUCCGCCGGUGGUGCCGGUAAGGUCACCAAGGCCGCCCAGAAGGCUGGCAAGAAAUAA